Molecule: messenger RNA, 1153 nt
Organism: Anopheles funestus (African malaria mosquito)
Lineage: Eukaryota; Metazoa; Arthropoda; Insecta; Diptera; Culicidae
Exons: 3
Coding region: 44-700 (218 amino acids)
Source: RefSeq, a predicted model, not a curated record
AAAAUUUCCAAUUAACCAAAUAACACCAGCCUCACCGUGAACGAUGAAGCAGUUCGUGUUGAUAGCGGUUGCCCUCGUCGGUUUUACGGCCGCCCAGUUCCCGAACGGCAGAACGCUCGAUGCACCGAAUCCAGCCCUUUGUGCAAGCCGUAUCAUCCACGAGCGUGCACCGGACGGCAAAGGCUACUUCUUCUCCUGGCGCGAUCCAACACUGCGGGGCGUUGAGAAGGAUUGGCUCGAUGCGAGAAAUUUCUGCCGCCAGCGCUGCAUGGACAGUGUGUCCGUUGAGACGAGCCCGGAAAAUGAGUGGAUCAAGCAAAGAAUCGUGGAAGGACGGCAAAAGUAUAUCUGGACCAGUGGACGGCUGUGCGACUUCAAGGGAUGCGAUCGUCCCGAUCUGCAGCCCACGAACGUGAACGGAUGGUUUUGGACGGCCGAGCUGCAGAAGCUCGCACCAACGACGGUACGCAACCAGAACGAUUGGUCCGAGGGUGGCGGCAUUGGCAAACCACAGCCAGACAACCGUGAACUGAUCCAGGGCGGUGCAUCGGAGAACUGUUUGGCCAUCCUGAACAACUUCUACGAUGACGGUGUCCACUGGCAUGAUGUCGCCUGUCACCAUGUGAAGCCGUGGGUGUGCGAAGAGAACGAUGCCCUGCUGAAGUACGUCAAGUACAGCAACCCGAACCUGCGCAUUUAAGUACUCCACAUUGCUCUCCGCAAACCCAUCGUCACCGUUCUUUUGCGUGUUUUUUUGGAGGAGAGCUCUUUAAGGUUUUUUUUUUGUCGUAUAGGCGAAUACCUAACGCGAAUUCAUCAAAACCGAUCGUACACAUCGGAUUGAUGAGGGAAACACCUUCAAAUUCCAUCGACUGCCUUUUUUCCGCUCCUCUUAAGCAACUGUCACCAUGGGCAGUGCAUAUUUAUUGAUGCCGUUUCGGGGCGAUCGACAAACAGAGAUCGAUCGAUCGAUCGAGUAAAAAGAAUACUGAAAGAGACAGCAAACGAAAACCGCUGUUAAUGCAAACUUUUAUCGUUUUGGGAUUGAGCUUGCAGGCGCCGGUUGAAUAGAUUUUAUUAUAAAAAAAUGCGCUUGACUGGUAAGCGAUUAAAGGAUAAAUAAAACUUUUUAAAUUAAGUACAAACCUAAAAA